UCCUCGUCUGGAGUAUUAAUGUCUGGUUCUAGGAGGCUUUAAAUGUUGAACUUGAUGGGUGUUUUAAACUCCACCUCCGCCAAUGUCUCCUGUACUUGUAACUGCAAGCGCAUCACGUCCCUCCAGAGCAUGGAAAUCACCCAGCUGGAGUUCGUCCAGAUCCUGGUGAUCGUGGUGGUGAUGAUGGUGAUGGUGGUGGUCAUCACCUGUCUGCUGAACCACUACCGCCUAUCGGCACGCUCCCUCCUCUCCAGACACGCCCCCGCCCGCAGGAGACACCUGCCAUUGGCCAACGAGGGGAGUCUGUGGUCGUCCGUUGCCACGGCGACGAACAGCGGUCUAAACGAGCACCAGGUGUACAACCCACGGCCUCCGGACCGCGGCGCCGCCCACUCGUCCUACCUGCAGCGGGAGCCCCAGCACGUCCAGUCCGAGUCCCAGUCCCAGUCCCAGUCCCAGUCCCAGUCCCAGUCCCAGUCCCAGUCCCUGCCUCCGCUCCAGUCCCAGCGCUUCCAGCACACGUACGCGCCGAGUCGCUUCCAGCCGACGUACCCCUACCUGCCCCAGAGCCUCAUCGACCUCCCCCCCACCAUCUGCCUCUCGGACGGGGAGGAGCCCCCCCCCUACCAGGGGCCCUGCACCCUGCAGCUCCGCGACCCCGAGCAGCAGAUGGAGCUGAACCGCGAGUCGGUCAGAGCGCCGCCCAACCGGACCGUGUUCGACUCGCACCCCAUCCACCCGUCCAGCUCCUGUCUGCAGGCCAGUCUGCAGGCCCCGCCUCCGAGCGUCCAUUCGGGCGUCAGCGUGCUCGAAGCCCAGGAGGCCCUGUCCCGGCACCAGAAGCAGGGCCCUCGAGCAGAGGGCGCCCCCCCGACCUACAGCGAGGUGAUCGGCCACUACUACCACCCGGCGUCCCUGAGCCCCGCCCACCGGACCGUCUCGGCCCCGCCCCCGUCCUCGUCCUCGCUCAUCCACGGCCUGCUCCGACCGCCGCCCCAGCAGCGGGGGAGCGUGGACAACAGGAACGCCAGGAACGCGAAGGAGAAAUCCCAGAAGCCCCAGCGGGUGUGACAGUAAUGCUUCCCCCCUCCCUCGCCCACGGAGGGAGGGGGGAGGAGGAGGUGGAGGUGUGUGUGUGUGUGGGGGGGGGGGCAGGGGGCAGGAUUUUGUGUCCAGCAGCCAAUGAGGAAACUACCUUGUCGAAUGGUGAGAUGGUUUAAGAGCUGGUUCGCGUUAGUUGUCGUCGUAGCUGACUUGAGGUCAGUUUCACAGUUUCCUCACUCCAACGCGCCGGGACCAGGACUGGGGACCGGGACCAGGACUGGAGACCCGGGACCAGGACUGGGGACCGGGACCAGGACUGGGGACCGGGACCAGGACUGGGGACCGGGACCAGGACUGGGGACCGGGACCAGGACUGGAGACCCGGGACCAGGACUGGGAACCUGGGAAACCGGGAAGCAGCAGAACUCCUGGAAACCGGAUCACUCCUGCAGAGCACGGACACGGGAGAUAAAAUCUUGACACUUCCCGUUCCGCGGCUUCUCAUUUCAGACGAUGACGAUGACGAAGAUGACGAAGAUGUCCGAAGGAGGAAGGGGCAGAGGGUGCAUAAAGAAGGGGAGAAGGAUGCAUACCAGAAGCAUCCUUCUCCCCCUCGUCUCCUCCUCCGUCAGACUGAUCGAACUUCACGCGUUAUAAAUAUUUACUCGUUCUGUUUGUUCCUAUAGAACAUUUUUCGGUAGUUUUUUCGUCUUUCGCUUUUUUUCGGGGUGCGAACGGCGAAGCGUUUCAACCUUCUUGGCUCUUCCAGGUUUAGUUUUCCUAGCGAUGAUCCUUUCGGCCUGCGUCUUCAGAUCACGACGACCGAAACUUUUUCUUUCUUUUAUUUUGUAUUUUAUUUUGUCGUUUCCUGAAGAAGGUUUGCACAAAGUUCAAGACCGCAAUAUGAUUGACGAGAGAGUGAAACAGAACGUAAAGGGGUAUUUUUCUAAACUCGAUAGAUUCGUAAGAGUAAAGUUAGUACUUGUUUUUUCUUCUUCUUCUUCUUCUUCUUCUUCUGUUUUUAUAUGUUUGAGUCUAGUUUUAGAGAAAGAAGAAAAACAUCAUUAAUCUGUUGGGGUGCCGACUUUCACGCUGAACAUUUUUGCUGCCUACGUGUCGGUGUGUGUUACAGUUUUUUGAGUACACGCGUACACACACACACACACACACACACACACACACACACACACACGUACGCAAACUCAAAAGCACGAAUUUGCGAGUUAUUUAUAUAAUUGCUGAAAAGAAUUGCACUAUUUUUUUAGUAUGCGCAGAUGGAAACGUGUGGGAGAGACUUUUAUUGUGAAGGAGCUCUGUCCCGUCGACGCGUAAAGAGAGCGAGAAAACACAGCGGCUCACCCGGGGGGGGGGGGGGGCCCAAUCAGAAACUCUGCUUCUCUCUCUCUCUCUCUCUCUCUCUCUCUCUCUCGUCCCAUUGGCCCGAAUCGUGAGCCAAUCCCAAAAUCUGGCGGUCACCACCUCCACGCACGAGUCCAUCGGACUUUGUCCCGUCGAAACAAAAGUCCGAGCUAAUCACGACAACGUGAGACGUGAGCAGUGGGUCGUGUUGAACGUCAGAUUUUUAUUUAUUUUUAAAUUUUUUUAUGGUUCCAUCUGGUGACGAGAGAGAGAGAGAGAGAGAGAGAGAGAGAGAGAGAGAGAGACAGAUCCUCCCUUUGUGGAGCUCUGCAGAAGGAGGGAGGCCCCUAUAUGAGUGAUAUGCUGACUGUGCACCGCUGUGUCUGGCACACACACACACACACACACACACACACACACACACACACACACACACACACACACACGCCCUCUGGUGAGUUCACCGCUGUCGCAGGCAUCUCUGAGCACUUUACUGCACCAGGAAAGAGACAACAAUCCUCCGUCAGCCAGCGGCAGAACCCUUUAUUUAAUAUUCCAGAACAGAACAGAACCUUCAGAGGCCGCACAGAAAACAAGAGUUGUGCUCCAAAACUUUAAACAUCC
Cyclopterus lumpus (lumpfish) is the source of this 3027-nucleotide messenger RNA. RefSeq names its product prostate transmembrane protein, androgen induced 1 (gene pmepa1). Gene Ontology annotation, biological process: negative regulation of transforming growth factor beta receptor signaling pathway. The record is from RefSeq and is a predicted model, not a curated record. Bases 43 to 1071 code for a protein of 342 amino acids. The transcript has 5 exons. Lineage: Eukaryota; Metazoa; Chordata; Actinopteri; Perciformes; Cyclopteridae. Gene Ontology annotation, molecular function: R-SMAD binding. Gene Ontology annotation, cellular component: Golgi membrane; early endosome membrane.